Messenger RNA from Cladophialophora bantiana CBS 173.52, 1350 nucleotides. RefSeq lists its product as uncharacterized. The transcript is spliced from 2 exons. NCBI's taxonomy places the organism in Eukaryota, Fungi, Ascomycota, Eurotiomycetes, Chaetothyriales, Herpotrichiellaceae. The record is from RefSeq and is a predicted model, not a curated record. Bases 1 to 1350 code for a protein of 449 amino acids.
AUGUCUGCCGUAAUAGCCUGUGAAGAGGUUGUGCGCAAUAUAGCUGCACAUAUCGAGGGCUUCCUGCCUGCAGGGCAUCUGGUAAGUUUCUUUACAGGCCAAAACGACAACUUUGCUUGGCCAAGAUGUGCUGGAGACACAGCCGGGAAGUCUGAGUCCUUUGUCCAAGCCAAUCGAACUUCCGUAGGCAAUGGCUUUGAUCUGAGAGCGCGGUUCAACCUGACUCUUGGUCGCUCGGAUGUCGAUAAGAGCAUUCAGGAGCUUGACAGAUCCAUUCUUGUUCUCGAACGCCUGUCUGCUGCCGUGGCGGCGAAUCGAGGGGCGAGCGAAGCCGCUAUCUCACUCACGGCCACAAAGUUCGUAGUGGCAGUUGCGAAAUCCACGGACCAUGCUGCAAGGCUGUACUCAGCCAUUGCCAACAGAUGGAUCUGCAAAUUCCACAAAUCCCAUGAAAUUAAGCUGAGGCUCGACAGAAGGCUACCAGCUCUUACCCGUGCCGCUCUCAAGGCAGACCAGUUGGCGACCAAAGGAUCGGUGUUUGAGGUUGUCUUCCGCUGCGACCAGCCCCAAAAUGAUAUCCGUUGGCAUGAGAGCAAGGUCGAAAUACUCGAAGAGGCUCAUAUCAAUGGAUCAGCGGCCACCUUGUCACAGCCGCCAAUAGGGUCCAAUCCGCGUCCGAAGGUUACAAUCUCGAUACCGUCGGCCGUAGUGGCUCUGCCGGCAACUUCCCAAAAAGUGGAUUGCCGAUGCUCCUCCCUGAACCGCGCAAUUACUGCCAACAAGAUGCUGCACCUGCACAUUGCCUCUCAGGCGAAAUUGCAUUGCGACCACCGCGAAUGCCCGUCACUUUCUUCUGCCGAGAGGUUCGACCUAUACGAAACACCAUGGUUGGACAAGAGCUGGUCGAAAGAAGCCAUUCAAUUUAUGAAGGUGCCGGAUGGCCACGGCCAAGGCGUGUCAGCAAUGGACAUCGACUUCACCAAACCGGUAAUCUCCCACGAGUUCUCCUCCGCGUCUCACCGUUCAGCGAAACAUCUGCAACCCAAGGAGGCACUCCUUGAGCUUGGAAUCACGCUUCUUGAGCUCUGGCACGAGAAGACGAUCGAGGAUCAUUUCUCUGGAAUACCCGUACCGGCCGACUAUUGGGGCAAACUUCGACUGGAAUCAAUUUGGCUUGAUGACAUGACAAACCCUUUGCUCCCACAAUAUCGGCUUGCCGUGGCACAGUGCGUCAAAUGCUUCUUCGGUGGCAGAUUCUGCAGUCCUAGCUGGGACGACUUUGAAUUUCGAAAGGCGUUGGUUAGGGAUAUGGUCGAGCCGUUGCAUGAGAACAGCAAGCCAUGGUUAUGA